UAUUUGUCUCCAUCUAAUCUAUCUUUUUCUUCUCUUUUGCACACCCAAUCAGCCAAUCUUCUUUUAAUAAUGAAUAAAAGUCUUGCAGAGUUGUACAGAGUCUAAAAAUGGGUUCUUAAUUGAGGGUUUAAAUAAUUGUUCCUCAUUUGUCUCACUUCAGGCUUAAAUUAUUCCUCAUAAAGAAUUGCAUUAGUUUUAAAUAAUUUCUUGUAUAAUAAAUCUUUAUUUUAUACUGAGAAGAAUCCAUGUAACCCUCUUUUUUGUAUUGGUGAAGGAUCAAAUUAUGCUAAUUCCAUUUCUCAUCCUUUAUAUAAGUUUGAAUCCUUCACCUUUCUCAACUAUAUUUCAUCUGUGAGCUUCUCUUUCCAUGCAAAGAAAAUGGGAAACUCAGUUGGCUGUUUCAGCUCAACCCAGAAGGAGCUGAGAAAGAAAACCUCCAAACAUGAUCCUUACUUUUCACCACCUAAUUCAUUGGCUUCCUCCUCUUCCAAUAGAAAAGAUCAUGGCUUCAUAUUACCUUCUCUUUCUUCUUCCAAGAAAGAGGAGAAUAAUCUUAAUAAUAUUAACGAAGAGCAGCUUGAUGAAGAUUUAGGAGAACAAGCUAUUGCUGCAGCUAUGCUGUUUCGCCAUCAUCAAAGAAAUGGCACUCUUCCAUUCCCAAGAUCCUCUUCUGUAACAUAUGCUUCUCAGCAGGGAUCCCAUAAGAAGCAAGGUUUUACAAAGAGUUCAAGCUCUAGACAGCGAUCUCUUGCCGAUCCUUUGUUGAAACCAAGCCAGCUUGUUAACCAGGACCUAAAGAUUGAAGACCUUGAAACCAAGCAUUUGGUCCUUGUUCAUGGAGGUGGUUUUGGUGCCUGGUGUUGGUAUAAAAUCAUAACACUUCUAGUGGAAAGUGGGUUCAGAGUUGAUGCAGUUGACUUAACAGGAUCUGGCACCCAUUCAUCUGAUACAAAUAGCAUUAAGACUCUAUCCCAAUACAUAAAGCCACUUACUGAUAUUUUUAACAAGCUCCAAGAAGGAGAGAAAGUGAUCUUGGUGGGACAUGAUAUUGGUGGUGCUUGCAUAUCAUGUAUGAUGGAGUUGUUUCCUUCUCAGAUUGCUAAAUCUGUUUUUAUUGCUGCAACAUUGUUGAACAAUGGGCAGAGUGCCCUUGAUAUAUUAUCCCAACAGACAGGCUUCACUGAUCAGAUGAGACAAGCUCAGGUGUUCCUGUAUGCAAAUGGGAAGGAUAAGCCUCCAACAGCUAUUGACCUUGACAAGGCUUUUUUGGCAGAUUUAUUGUUCAACCAAAGUUCAGCUAAGGACAUUGCCCUGGCAUCUGUAUCAAUGAGACCAAUCCCAUUUGCUCCACUUCUGGAGAAGCUUUCUCUUUCUGACAAGAACUAUGGAUCGAUACCUCGAUUUUAUAUCAAAACUCAAGAAGAUCGUGUGAUACCUGUCUCUUUACAGGAAUCGAUGAUUGAAUCCAAUCCUCCAAAACAAGUUUUCCAAGUUAAAGGUUCUGAUCAUGCACCAUUUUUCUCCAAGCCCCAGGCUCUGCAUAGGAUACUAAUAGAGAUACUGCAGAUUCCACCAAAGAAAACCUGAAUUUUUUGUCACGACACAGCCUGAAAUAAUAAAAUGCCUAAAGAUCUUGCAAACUGGGGCAGGUAGCAAUAGUGUUUUGGCAUCAAAUCAAUAGAUAUGAUCAAAGUUGAACGCAACAUGAACAUGUGCCUGCAUAUGCCAUUAAUUGUUCCCCAUGUGUUUUCUUCAUGUAUUGGAACCACUGGCGUCUUUUUGUCACCAAGAAAGCUUAAUUUCCCUGUCCA
Hevea brasiliensis (rubber tree) is the source of this 1811-nucleotide messenger RNA. Its product is annotated as putative methylesterase 11, chloroplastic. Gene Ontology annotation, molecular function: methyl indole-3-acetate esterase activity; methyl jasmonate esterase activity. Bases 379 to 1587 code for a protein of 402 amino acids. NCBI's taxonomy places the organism in Eukaryota, Viridiplantae, Streptophyta, Magnoliopsida, Malpighiales, Euphorbiaceae. The transcript is spliced from 5 exons. The record is from RefSeq and is a predicted model, not a curated record.